AUGGCCGAUUCAACCCAACCCACCACCGCCGUCGCCGCCGCGAAUCCCUACAACCCCUACCAAGACCUCGACGCUCCCAUCAAGAAGCUCUACUACCUCCCAACCUCACCGGAGCACCUCUAUCCCGAAAAAGCUCCAAAACCCUACCGUCCCUUUGGAGAGAACCUCGUGAGCUGCACCGGCAUUUGCUACCUCUCCGGCCGGACCGCCGGAAUCGUCCACGGCGGUGUUAGGGGACUCAAUGCCGCCGGCGCCGGCGAGCCUCGGAGGGUCAGAAUGAGCAGGGCUUUGAGCUCCGGUGGCGAGUUGGGUCGGAGGUACUCGAACGCUAUGGGGAUUGUUGGGUUGUAUUUCUCUGUGAUUGAGGGUUGGAUUAACUGUUACAGGGGUAAAGAUGGGAUCUUGAACACUGGUGUUGCUGGAUUUGGGGCUGGGGUGGUGUAA
Messenger RNA from Rosa chinensis, 444 nucleotides. Its product is annotated as mitochondrial import inner membrane translocase subunit TIM23-3. Gene Ontology annotation, biological process: protein import into mitochondrial matrix. Bases 1 to 444 code for a protein of 147 amino acids. The transcript has a single exon. Lineage: Eukaryota; Viridiplantae; Streptophyta; Magnoliopsida; Rosales; Rosaceae. Gene Ontology annotation, molecular function: transmembrane protein transporter activity. The record is from RefSeq and is a predicted model, not a curated record. Gene Ontology annotation, cellular component: TIM23 mitochondrial import inner membrane translocase complex; mitochondrial inner membrane.